Messenger RNA from Triticum aestivum (bread wheat), 1330 nucleotides. RefSeq names its product E3 ubiquitin-protein ligase EL5-like. Gene Ontology annotation, biological process: protein ubiquitination. Lineage: Eukaryota; Viridiplantae; Streptophyta; Magnoliopsida; Poales; Poaceae. Gene Ontology annotation, molecular function: transferase activity. The coding region runs from base 309 to 1112 and encodes 267 amino acids. The transcript has a single exon. The record is from RefSeq and is a predicted model, not a curated record.
GGCGCCAAGCCCCCACACCCGUUUUCUUCUCCUCCUCCUCCUCCCUCCCUCUUAUCCUCUCCGCCACCGCGCCCCCGUAUAAGUAGCAGCGCGCACUCCAUUACGUUAAUCCCAUUCCCACCUCCAGCGCGAGCCAGAGAGCGCCUGAAUAUAUACUGACUCCCUCCACGCACGCACGCGCUGCCUAGAAGCUUGCGAGGACGAGGAGCAGGUACCGAGGAGAGGAGAUACGCGCUGCCUACAAGCUUGCACCAGGGCGAAGCGAUUCUUGCUCUUGGGAGAGGAAGCGCGGAGGGCGGUGGUUUCUCAUGGCGGUGACUGCGACGACGGCCGCGGCGGCGGCCACCAUGCUGGCGGCCGUGAUGGCCAUCUUCCUCUCCUUCGUGCUCUGCUUCUACAUAUUCCUCUGCGCCAAGAGGUCACGGGGAGGGGCGCCGCCGCCGCCGGGGAGCGGCGUGAUGGCGCACCUGCGCUACUUGUUCUGCGGCGGGGACGGGAGGGCCGGAGCGGGGGACGGCGUCGCCCCCUGGUUCUACGACGGGGGCCUGGACGACGCGUCCAUGGCGUCGCUGCCCCGCAGGGAGGUGGCCAAGGGGGAGGCCAUGGACUGCGCGGUGUGCAUCACCGAGCUCGCCGCCGGGGAGACGGCGCGCGUGCUGCCCCGGUGCGGCCACGGCUUCCACGUGGACUGCGUCGACAUGUGGCUCAAGUCGCACUCCACCUGCCCGCUCUGCCGCUGCCCGGCCGUCGACGCGCCGCCCCUACCGCCCGCGCCGGUCCAGGCGCCGGAGGCCGACCAGGAGUCGCCCAACUUCCCCACCAACGUGCUCUUCUUCGGCUCCCAGGACGACGUCAGCACCGGCCGCGCGCAGCCGCAGCAGCAGCAGCAGCAGACUCCCGCCACAACGACGCCUCAAUCAGCGCCAACUCCGUCGCAAGCGCAAGCGUGCGGUCUGCGGCGGCUUCUCGGGUGUGGCGGCGCAUCGCCGCCCCCGGCGCCUCAGGAGGAGGACGCGGCCAGGGACAUAGAGAUGGGGCUCGCCGGCGGCGAGAGCAGCGCGUCGUCGCGGCAGACGAAGCCGUCGCAGCCGGCGGGCUCAGGCUCAUGUUGACGCCUGGGCUGGCACGGUGGACUUUUCCUCCUCCAACCUUUUGUGAUGUGCCGUCUUCCUUGCGUGGCGUCAUCGCAAGUUUUCCCAGCGUCUCUCGGUUACUCGGUCUCGGAGUAAAAAAUUGUACAUAUUUUUAUAGAUGUGUGACGUACAUGUGGAUAGAAUGAUCAUGUUCCGGCAUGACACCACAAAGAGAAGAAAACAAGUUUGCCCCUCCA